Molecule: messenger RNA, 834 nt
Organism: Clonostachys rhizophaga
Lineage: Eukaryota; Fungi; Ascomycota; Sordariomycetes; Hypocreales; Bionectriaceae
Source: the annotation of a GenBank genome assembly
AUGUCAAACACCAAAAAACGUGCGGCGGACGCCAACCCCCCGGCCAAGAAGGCGAAGAAGAGAAAGGGAAAUUUUGAGAAUAAUGAGUCGUUAGAUGCUGAGUUGGGAAUCAAUACUCUCUUCUCGCGCAUGGAUAGCCAGCUCCUGGCGGAUCACAUCGCUCAGAAAACGACCCGGUUCGGGACAGAAUUGAGUCCCGUUGAACUCUCGGACAUCUCAAUCUCAGGUACUUUCAAGAAAGAUCUCAUUGCUGGAACAUUGCUGACAAAGUCUCCAGCUGGAUCCAUUACAGAUACCAGUUCAUGGCAGGAGCAGCGGAUUCUGACCAACCUUCCAGACUUUCUGGAGCAAUUUUCAGAGGACAAGGAAGGUCUAAGUCGCUCGUCGAAAAAGCCCGGAUCGCCUCACACUCUCAUUGUUGCAGGAGCUGGUCUGAGGGCUGCUGACAUUGUGCGAGGACCCAACCUGCCGGAUAAGUUCGUUACUGACAAGAAGGAAAGUGCUGUGCGUAAGUUCCAAACCAAGAACUGUGCAGUCGCCAAACUGUUUGCGAAGCACAUGAAGAUCGAGGAGCAGAUUACCUACCUCAAGAGCAAGAAGACGGGAAUCGCUGUUGGCACGCCGGCGAGGCUGGCGGAUUUGAUUGACAAUGGUGCGCUCUCAUUGGAGAAUUUGGAACGUCUGGUCGUUGAUGCAUCGCAUAUUGACCAAAAGAAGAGAGGCGUUAUGGACAUGAAGGACACUAUGAUGCCGCUUGCUCGCUUCUUAGCGAGGAAGGAGUUCAAGGAGAAGUACGCAGCCGAGGAGAAGCCACUUGCUUUACUAUUUUAUUAG